AUGCGGGCGAUCCUCGUGAAAGACGGUAAAGGACCCAUCGAGAAUCUCUAUCUCGGCGAGACCGAAAACCCCACCGCCAAACAGGGGGAGGUCUUGGUGAAGGUGAAAGUGUUCGGUCUCAACCGCAUGGAUAUCCUCCAGCGCGAGGGCAAAUACCCCCUCCCUCCGGGCGCAUCUACCAUUCUAGGCGUUGAAUUCUCCGGCCAUAUAACCGGACUUGGUGAAGGGGUCACCGACUGGAAGGACGGUGACGAGGUAUUCGGUCUUGCCUACGGGGGCGCCUACGCGGAAUUCUUGACUGUCCCCGAGAAAAACGUGAUGAAGAAGCCGUCGCACCUUUCGUGGUACGAGGCAGCAAGUAUCCCAGAGAACUUCCUCACCGCCUUUCAGGCUCUGGUCGCCAUCGCCAAGGUGGAGAAAGGGAACGACGUUCUCAUACACGCGGGCGCAUCCGGCGUUGGUGUGGCCGCGAUUCAGCUUGCUCGGCUCUAUGGCGCUAACUCGGUCACCGCUACCGCUUCCAGUCAAGAGAAACUCGACUGGCUCCUGUCCAUUCCUAACGGAGCUACGCAUGUCGCAAACUACAAGACGCAGGACUUCGCCGCAGAGGUCAAGAAGACGACGCACGGCAAAGGCGUUGAUGUGAUCAUCGACUUCGUUGGUCAGAGCCACUGGCACAAGAACAUCGACGCUCUCGCCGCUGACGGAAGAAUGACCAUGCUCGGCUUGCUGAGUGGCGGCGAGGUUGAGAAUUUCAAUCUGGGACCUCUGCUGUACAAGCGCCUUCGUAUUCAAGGGUCAACCCUCCGCGCUCGUUCCCCGGCUUACCAAGCAGACCUGGUGAAGUGGUUCCAGAACGACGUUCUUGACCACAUCAGUGGCAGUGCUGGAAGCGGACAGGUGCGAACGUACAUCCACAAGGUUUACCCGUGGACGGAGAUGCAGGAAGCGCAUCGUGAGAUGGAGGCAAACAAGAAUAGUGGGAAGAUCAUCGCGGAGGUUGUGUAA
Molecule: messenger RNA, 1008 nt
Organism: Rhodofomes roseus
Lineage: Eukaryota; Fungi; Basidiomycota; Agaricomycetes; Polyporales; Fomitopsidaceae
Product: quinone oxidoreductase
Exons: 9
Coding region: 1-1008 (335 amino acids)
Molecular function (GO): oxidoreductase activity
Source: RefSeq, a predicted model, not a curated record